AUGUCAGCUACACAAAUUCAAGAAUUACUGAUUACUUUUAUUAAUGGUUGGAAAUUGGUAUUGGUCGUAUUUGCAGCAUCACCUUUAAUGAAUGUCAAAGAUUACGAAGAUUUCAAUAAAAUCGCCCAACAAAGUAUUUUGAAUAUGCGAACAAUUGCGGCAUUGAAUCACGAGGAAACAUUCAAAACAAGAUAUAAACAUUCUAUUGCAGGACUGCAUAGAAUGGUUAUUCGUGAUACUUUAAUUAUUGCCAUCGGAUUUGGCGCGUCUCAGAGUUUUCGAUUUGGUGUCUGGGUAUUGACAUUUUGGUACGGGAAACUGUUAGAUCUUGAUGCUGAAAUUCUCGUUGGAAAGAAUAUUGCAUUAGUCAGUCCAGCCAGUUGUGAUAAAUCUACUAUUAUCUCUUUGUUCCCUCGAUAUUAUGAUGUUGACUCUGGCACUACUAAUAUUGCGUAUGGAAAGAAUGAUGUUCACAAGAGGAGAUUACUGAAUGAAUCAGCAAAUAUUCAUAAUUUCGUUAUGAGCUUACCAUCAGAAUAUGAUACGCCUGUUUGUGAAAAAAGAAUUCAGUUGAGCGCACGUCGCAAUAGCAUGAGCAUUAAUUUGAAAUUCAAAACCUAUUAUUAUUAG
Messenger RNA from Ambispora leptoticha, 630 nucleotides. The record is from the annotation of a GenBank genome assembly. NCBI's taxonomy places the organism in Eukaryota, Fungi, Glomeromycota, Glomeromycetes, Archaeosporales, Ambisporaceae.